AUGGCGGGGCUAUUCAGAAAAGUGUACGACUGGUUGUUGCGGACGUUUUGGGCGACCGAAAUGGAUGUGACCAUGAUCGGAUUGCAGAAUGCUGGCAAAACCUCGCUUCUCCGUGUAAUUUCGGGCGGAGAGUUCGCGAUCGACUCCAUUCCCACAGUCGGCUUCAACAUGAAGCGGGUGCAACGCGGGCAUGUGACACUCAAGUGCUGGGACUUGGGUGGCCAACCCCGCUUCAGACCAAUGUGGGAGAGGUACUGCCGCAACGUUAACGCCAUUGUCUUUAUCGUCGAUAUUGCCGACCUACACCUGCUCCCCGUGGCCCGCGAAGAGUUGCACUCGCUAAUGAGCCAACCGGCCCUGGAGGGCAUCCCCCUCCUUGUACUCGGAAACAAGUCGGACCUGCCCAACAAGCUCUCGGUGGACGAGUUGAUCGACGCCAUGGACCUGAAAAAUGUCGCGCACCGCGAGGUCUCGUGCUAUGGCAUCUCGGCUAAGGAAGAAACGAAUCUCGAGGCCGUCUUGCAAUGGUUGAUGAAGUUUGCCAAUCGGUGA
This is a messenger RNA of Chaetomium globosum CBS 148.51, 552 nucleotides long. RefSeq lists its product as uncharacterized. Gene Ontology annotation, molecular function: GTP binding; GTPase activity. The record is from RefSeq and is a predicted model, not a curated record. Gene Ontology annotation, cellular component: lysosomal membrane. Gene Ontology annotation, biological process: protein transport. The transcript has 4 exons. Lineage: Eukaryota; Fungi; Ascomycota; Sordariomycetes; Sordariales; Chaetomiaceae. Bases 1 to 552 code for a protein of 183 amino acids.